Lizanozyma spartinae is the source of this 1848-nucleotide messenger RNA. RefSeq lists its product as uncharacterized. The record is from RefSeq and is a predicted model, not a curated record. Gene Ontology annotation, biological process: transmembrane transport; carbohydrate transport. Lineage: Eukaryota; Fungi; Ascomycota; Pichiomycetes; Serinales; Debaryomycetaceae. Gene Ontology annotation, molecular function: carbohydrate:proton symporter activity. Gene Ontology annotation, cellular component: membrane. The transcript has 2 exons. The coding region runs from base 1 to 1848 and encodes 615 amino acids.
AUGAGCGCCGGGAUCUUCUGGACCGUUGCUAACAUUCUUGUAUUUGCUGUGGACCAUCUAGCAGUGGUCGUGGCCAGUAAAGUACUCAAGGGAAUAGGAAUGGGAUUGGUAGAAUUGAUUGUAUCUAUGUAUGUUUCUGAGAUUCUAGCGCCUUCAAUCAGAGGCUCGGCCAUAGCCAUAUUCCAUGUGGGGCAUGCUAUUGGAGCAGUAGCGAUGAUGGGAUUAACCUUUUGGCUUAUAUCAGCCUUUCAUAACCCAAUGCUAUUCAGAUACCAAUAUAUAGCUGAGAUUGUGCCGGCAUUGGUCUUCAUAAUCUGUGGAGCUCUUUUCCCCCAAUCUCCGCGAUGGUUGGCUCAGCACAACCGUUGGCAAGAAGCAGCAGUAAGCAUGGAUAAGAUCCAACUUAUGAACCAGACGACCACUGCUAAGAAUAAGAGAGUAUUGAAGGUGGCAACUGAAGAUGAUGAUGACGAAAGGAGAAGGAGAGUGAUACAGGCUUAUACCAGUGGUCCGGUAAUUAGAGAGUGUUCGCAUGGGAAACUAUUGGGAAAGACAUUCAGAAGACAAACAGCCAUGAGCAUCUUCGUUAUGAUAGCUUCACAAUUGACUUGUAUCCAUGUGCUUAUGUAUUUCUUUGAAGUACUCUGUGGGAUAUGUCAAGUUGGAGGAGGUGGUAUGAAGUUGGUAAGCAUAGUCCAUUAUAUGGCAACCUUAGUGUUCUCGGUCUUUCUGGCUUUGUCAAUUAAUACAUGUCGAAGGAAAGAUAGUCUUGUGUUUGGGUUUGUUCUUGUUGGAGCAAGUCUUACUGCGUUGGGGGCUCUACUUUGUGUUUAUGGGACAUCCGCCAAUCAUGAUACACUGUUGUUUCAAAUGAAGGUAGUAGGACUCCCAAGUUCGGCAGUGCUAGCGUUAUUCCUUCUAUUUGUCUCGUUACAAGCCAUCUUUAUUACACCAGUAAGUUGGACUUAUGUGUGUGAACUAUUCCCUGGUUACGCAAGAACAAAGGCCAUCUCUUUAGCCAUGAUAGUCUAUUGGAUAACUGAUGCGGUGUUGAGGCUUUUGGUGCCUCUAACCAUCAAGUUUAUCAAGCAAUAUCUAUUUAUUGCGGCUGGUGUGGUCGCUAUUUUAUCGGGGUUGGUGAUUACUCAAUUCCCUGAGACAAGAUAUCUUAACGAUGUGGAAAUAGAAGCUCUCUAUGAUGAUUCAAAAUCUUAUGAUAUUGAAGUCCAGCAUCGUCCGCAAUCAAGUCAUCAAAAGGAACCUGAACCUGAGCCAGAAAUGAAACCAUCACCGGGAACUUCAAAUGAGAAACUAGUGUAUUAUCACCAAGAGAAUCAAAAUUUGAAUGAAAAUACUUUGGUAAAUCAUGAUAAACUCAGCAUUUUUACAUCUAAUGCACCAUCUUCUUCUUGUUUAUCUCGUCCUAUUUCACCUUUUGGAGUAACUCAUUCCCCUGAUGAAGCAACAAUAGCUGAGUCUCAACUGUCAAGAGUGUUUCCCCAACCAACAACAGCAGAUGACUCCUAUUUUUCCCAAGACUGGGCUCAUAACUUGAAAGCAUCCGAAGAUGAUGACGACGAAGAACGUGCUUUUAAAGAGGUCGACACUACGAACGAAAGUCUGAUGCUUCCAGUUUCCUCCACAAUCAUUGAUUCUCACCCACAAAGUAGUACGCUGGACUCGGUGUUUCAUCACCGAAACCAUGAAGGGUCUCCAUUAAAAGCAGGAUUCACUUACGAACCCACAACGUUUCUUCAACACGAUGUGCUCCAUCUCUCUCAGAAAGAUCAAUAUGAUACCUGGAAACAAAAUGGGAAACUGCAGUUGAUGUCCAAGUAUACCUUGUAG